Messenger RNA from Trematosphaeria pertusa, 3957 nucleotides. RefSeq lists its product as uncharacterized. The record is from RefSeq and is a predicted model, not a curated record. Gene Ontology annotation, molecular function: phosphorelay sensor kinase activity. The coding region runs from base 28 to 3717 and encodes 1229 amino acids. Gene Ontology annotation, biological process: phosphorelay signal transduction system; phosphorylation. The transcript has 3 exons. NCBI's taxonomy places the organism in Eukaryota, Fungi, Ascomycota, Dothideomycetes, Pleosporales, Trematosphaeriaceae.
CGCUCGCAUGCGAAAGCACGAAAACAAAUGGAGGAGGCAGAUAGGACAAAGGAACGCGAGUUCUACAGGUACCACCCACCGCGCAUCUUGACCUGGCCACUCUCUUCCCCGUCUUCGCUGCCGCCGUCUGCCGCUUCAUUGACCCCCAGUCCGUCUGAAGACAAGGCCUUGACCGCGUUCGCACAGUUGGGCGCCCUACGUCUCAACACUCGGCGAUGUCUGAUAUCCUUCUUCGACCGCAGGAACUGUUACAUCUUGGCCGAGGCAACGAAGACGCUCUCCCUACAUAAUGCACAAGCUGAGUUUCCCGAAGACAGUCUCUGCUGGGGCACCACCAUAUUCCCCAAGGAACAGAGUAUCUGCUACUAUACGGUCAAGUUGCCUUUCGAUCAUUCUGUCCAUCCGCUGGACGACUACACCGACGUGCCAUCGCUCGUGGUCAACGACUUAUCUCAAGACGAUCGCUUCAAGAACUACCCUUUUGUUAAGGCCGCUCCAUAUUCGCGCUUUUAUGCGGGUGUCCCGAUCAGGAGUCCCAAUGGCCAUAGCAUUGGCACGUACUGCGUUCUGGAUGACAAGCCCCGCAAUGGCUUGUCUCCCUUCGAGCUGGAUUUCCUCAAGGACAUGGCUGUGACUGUUAUGAGGCACCUAGAAAUGUCUCGGGCUACCGACGAUCAGAAACGAGGAGGUGUCAUGGUCAAGAGCUUGGGUUCAUUUGCCGAAGGUAGAUUAGGCUCGGAGGAUGAAUGGGGGGAUCCAUGGGAAGCCGAACGUCCUCCAUCUGCUCCACUUCCAGAGGCUGCCUCUGGGGGGCGGCAACGUCGAUCCACAGUCUCCAACUCAACUUCGCCGCAGGUCAACUUCCAGGAGCCCAUUAUCAUCAAUAGGAAUGACAGUGCAAGCUCGAGCAUCCCUAGCGUGAAGAGCGUUGACGCCACUUCCCCCUCAAAUGGACCGCCUGGCAGUACCGUAAUCACACCUGCUUCCGAAGUCCUGGACAUUCGCAUUGCAGAAGUAGCAACGAAGACAGCGUCCUCUACAAAGCCCGAAGAGAAAGACGCCAUUGCUCCCGACGUCAGAGCGAUAUUCCGUCGAGCUGCACAAAUGAUAGUUGAUGCGACAGACGCUGAAGGCGCCGUAUUUUUCGAUGCUAAAGUCAGUACAUUUGGCGGACUGGUCGAUGAUGAUUUCGCCUCGGAGCAGCUACCUGAACCGGACAAGCCGUGCACUGUCCUUGGUGCUGCCCGUUACAGAACCGUGCACAACACGUCCUCACCAUCUGGAGAGCAGUACUCUAUGUCUGAGAGCGUCCUGAAGCACCUCUUGCGAAACUACUCGCAUGGCCAAAUCUUCAAUUUCGAUGAGGAUGUUGCACCCGCCGCUAUCAGCCCGAUGGACAGAGACGACGCAGACCCGUCCGUGUCGCGGCGGUCCGAGUCUUCGAAAAGCUCUGACGACGAGAUGCUUCUCCGGGACGUGUUUCCUCAGGCUCGCAGUCUGGUGUGGUAUCCUCUUUGGGACUCGCAUCGUGAUCGUUGGUUUUCGAGUGUCGUCAUUUGGUGCUCAGAUCCUAUGCGAGUGUUCACGAGCGAGCAAGAGAUGAGCUAUCUGGCCGCUUUUAGCAAUAGCGUCAUGGCUGAAGUAGCUCGGCUUGAUACCAAGCUGGCUGAUGCUGCCAAGGCGGAUUUCAUUUCUUCUAUCAGCCACGAGCUGCGUUCGCCCCUGCAUGGCAUCCUAGGUAUGACGGACCUACUGAAGGACACAUCGAUCGAUAGCCAGCAAGCCAGCCAUGUCCAGACUAUCGAGACCUGUGGCAAGACCUUGUUGGAUACAAUCAACCAUGUGCUAGAUUUUGCCAAAAUUAAUAACAUUACGCGCGGAUCCUCAAAGCGCCCCAAGAAGCGCUGGCAAAAUGCCAAGCAAGUUAUCAGCCCUGGGCAGGGACAUUCGAACGACAUUAUGACGAUCAUUUCGGAUGUUGAUUUGAGUAUCCUGACAGAGGAAGCACUGGAGAGCGUGUUUGCUGGCUUUAACUUCCAGAAGACCACCGCUCGAACAUUCGAGCACCAGCCGAAUAAAGUGGAUGUACCGGCCAUUGCUGUUAUCGUUGAUAUUAACAAAAGCGACAACUACAUCUUCCGAACGCAGCCGGGAGCCUGGCGACGAGUUAUCAUGAAUCUUUUCGGAAAUGCCCUCAAAUACACACCUGCAGGCUUUAUUAAGAUUAAGCUGCAGGUCGUUCCCAGCACCAACGCGAAUGACGACCAUUCGGAGUUCCGGCUCAUCGUAACAGAUUCCGGAAUGGGGAUGUCAGAGGAGUACGUCAAUAACAGAUUGUUCCAUUCCUUUGCCCAAGAGAAUCCGCUGAGUCAAGGCACUGGCCUUGGCCUUAGCAUUGUCAAGCAACUCGUCGAGCUCCUUGGAGGCGAUGUCGAAGUACGGAGUGAGAAAGGCCGCGGCACCAAGUUCACUGUGACUUGUCCACUCAAGAAUUCGAUACUUUCUCCGGCAGUCUGCGCGUCGAUCCCAGAAAGAGAGCUUCUCAACGUCAACAGGCGCACGGAAGGCAUGAACGUACAUUUUGUUGGCUUUGAUGACGAAGGCGACUAUUUCCCGGUGAAGAGCCUCAAGAACAAAAAUGCCACCAAACUCACGAAGAAAGCUCUGGAUAACCUCUGCACCGACUGGUUCGGCAUGAACGUUCAGGAGCAUGUUUCGGCUCAGGGACCGGCGCCGGAUCUUGUCAUCGCGACCGAAACCGGAGCAAGAUAUCUCCGCGCUCAGUAUAGUCAGAACCCUGACAUGUCUUCCGCCUCUCCGGUCAUUGUCGUUUGCCAGGGGGCCGCAUCCGCACAGUCGACUACAGCGAUCACCGUUCCAGGACUCAUAUUCGAGUGUAUCGCUCAGCCCUGUGGACCACAUAAGCUGGCGAAAGCCUUGUCGUCGUGUCUCGAUCGUCAUGCAAAUCGGCUCAUGGCUCAAUCCACCGAGACAGACACAACUCUGUCGAAGGUCUCGCAGCUCAGCUUGAAGGAAAACACUCCCCUCAUCAGCCCAAGCACUGUAGUUGCUGCGUUAGAACCUCCUCGACCGCCGAUCACUUCAGCGAUUAGUGCUCCUGAAAUUCGGUCCCUCAACGCCAGCCCGGUUCGCAAAGCAGUCCCGCCCAUCCGCGCAUUGAACUGCCUGGCAGUCGAUGACAACCCUAUCAACCUCCGCCUGCUUCGUACCUUCGUCGAGAAACUGGGCCAUCACCACGUCCUGGCUAAGACUGGGCUCGAGGCACUGGAGGCAUACAAAAAUGCUUGCACACCUUCACACUCCGUCUCAGCAUCUCCGGCACCCUCGCCACCCCCUUCAAGGCACGGAAACGCAGGAGUGCGCAUUGACGUCAUUCUCAUGGACAUCAAUAUGCCAGAGAUGGACGGCCUCGAAGCCACGCGACAGAUCCGUGCUCACGAGCGAGACCACGGGCUUCCACCCGUUACGAUCAUUGCGCUGACUGGCGUGGCGAGCUCGGAGGCACAGCAGGAGGCGCAUGCGAGUGGUGUGAAUCUGUUUCUGAUCAAGCCGGUGCGGCUGGCAGAUCUUGACGUCGUUCUGAGAGGCGUCGUCACGGGCGAGGACGGCGCAGCGAAGGGCGAAGACAGCCCUCAGAGGAGGAGCGAGAAGCCAGAGCCGGGCCCAACGCACAGGCACAGUAGAAGCGAGGUCUAACGACUGCGGCAAUCAGAAGACCCCGGCAUUUCCACGGUUGGACGCACAGCAUCGAACGGUCUGCCAAUAGACACAAACACGACCGGAGACGAACAUCAUUUUGCACAUUCAUCGGCGCUCAUUCAUGGUAUUUCUGCACGUUACGGGGCUGGCCGUCUGUUUCACUUUUUCUCUUCGAAAAAGCGUUUAUACCCGUCUUACGAAACCAACGACAGGCGGAUGACGGCAUGCAUGCAUUUU